Molecule: messenger RNA, 792 nt
Organism: Rotaria sp. Silwood2
Lineage: Eukaryota; Metazoa; Rotifera; Eurotatoria; Philodinida; Philodinidae
Source: the annotation of a GenBank genome assembly
AUGCAACCAUAUCCGUAUGCCGGAUAUCCAAAUGCAAACGGUGCAAUAAUGCCCGUUGGUUAUAUGGUACCACAUAAUUAUCAACAAAAUGCUCCAUCAUUGGUCAACCAACCUUCUGAUCGUUAUACUGGAAAAACAUCAACAGUUCAUCCUUCUCAGUAUACAUCACAGCCAUUACGUUAUCCAUCAUAUGAUGUUCCACCUGGAUAUAGACCAGGAUAUCCUGCACCGGGUCUUCCACCACCGCCUAUAUCAACUAUGAUGCCUGCUAUGCCUCCUAAUCAAGCAUAUCAUUAUGCUCCUAAUGGAUUGAACCCUGCGGUACCACCUGGUACAAAAACACAGACAACUGUACCAAAAAAAGGUUCAAAAGGGUAUGCAAAUGAUCCAUAUAAAAUGACACCAGAUGGUACACAAAAUCAUGCAAUUAAAGGUCUUGUUUCUAAUAGUAAUAUUAGUGAUUUAUUAAAUCAUCAAGGUACAAAAGUUAAAGUAUCAAAGAUUUAUCGGAUCACAAAAACUAAACCUGAUAUCAUUAACAAUAAUUCGAGUGAUGAUGAUUUGGAAAAAUUACCACUUAAAUCAGCUCGAUCAGUAACAAACAAACCACAGCCAUCAGUACCAGUUCAACGAGCACCAUCAGCUGCAUCUAGUUGUAGUCAUUGUUCAACAUGUAGUAAUUGUUCUUGCUCAGAAUGUCUUAAUCAAGGACAAAAAAGUUUUGAUGAUAAUUGUCCUGACUGUCGUAUGGAACGGGAACAUGAACAAGCACAACGACAAAAUCGUAAAUGA